Nematostella vectensis (starlet sea anemone) is the source of this 3348-nucleotide messenger RNA. RefSeq names its product protein O-linked-mannose beta-1,2-N-acetylglucosaminyltransferase 1. NCBI's taxonomy places the organism in Eukaryota, Metazoa, Cnidaria, Anthozoa, Actiniaria, Edwardsiidae. The record is from RefSeq and is a predicted model, not a curated record. Gene Ontology annotation, biological process: protein O-linked glycosylation via N-acetylgalactosamine. Gene Ontology annotation, molecular function: beta-1,3-galactosyl-O-glycosyl-glycoprotein beta-1,3-N-acetylglucosaminyltransferase activity. Gene Ontology annotation, cellular component: Golgi membrane.
AUGUAAAGUUCGAGCAAGCAAAUCGGAUACAGCUACUGUCUAAUAUAAUCUGAAUAUAUUAUACACAUCCGAGUGUUGAAUUCAGCGAAAGGCAGACAGUCGUAGAGCCAGCCUUGAUCGAAAUAAAACACAAACGCGAGGGAAGAAGGAAAAGGCAAGAAAAAAGGAAACAUAAAACGACAUGUGAAAAAAAUACAGUUAGAAAGCUGCUGAGUUCUAUACAACGGUAGCGAUCGGGGACAACUACUCCAACUGAGAGUAGCGACGGUAUCCAAGACGUGAAAAAAUGUCCAACGCGACACACCAGCCACGAGUCAAAAUUUGGCUUGUUGAGCCGUGGACAGGCAAAACACCGACACGGCCCUCUUCAAAUAACAUGAAUAUUUUGGAGGGAUGCUUAAAAAUUCUGUUUCUUCAAGUUAUUACCCGCUAGAGGUCUCACAAGGGACGCCUGGUUUUAAAGUCGAAAGAAGCAGCGGGGCAAUGAAUAAGCUUAUUCAGUAUUUAUUAUUUGCUGUAGUUCUUGUGACAUUCAUUGCGAAUAUUCUUUUUAUUAUGGAAACCACUUUUCAAAUGAGGGAAAACGUUCAAAUUAUCAAUAGAGGAAUCCCAGUGAAUGUUCCCGAGUCUGCAGUACGUCAAGACAAAGGGAGUGUUGUAGGGGAGCAAAGAAAAGAAGAGUCAUCAAGAAACAAGAUCUCACCAGGGACAUUAAAUAUAGAAGUCUAUUCAAGUAAACAGAACAUUACUAUCUCCGUAAACGAGAAAAAGGAUGAAGCAUCGCUGACGUUAAAGAGAAUGGCCCGCAAUAUGAUGAAAUCUCUUGGGAGUUUCUAUAUUGGAAGCCUACGCUGGAGGGACACCUGGGCCUUCGUGACGCAGAAGACAGGUCACGGGGGGCGUGCCCUGGCUGAGGGGUUCCAGAAAUGCCCCAAGUCGCAGGACUCAUGGGCUAGCCCUGUGCUGCUCAGAACGACCUUCACAGCAGAAACGACAGACAACACGAGGUGUGACUGGGAGGACAGCGAGGCAAGCAGAAGGAGGAGGGAAUUUUGUGACAAAUACGAGGGCUAUAAAGGCGUCUGUAAAUGCGUAGAGCCGUCAAUCAUCGACAUGGACCCGCCGACUCUCGAGGGCGGUGGAAGGGUCAAGCUACCCAUAGCAGUGAUGGCGAGUAGGAGGCCACAUUACCUGUUCAGAAUGCUGAAAACCCUGCACGGAGUCGUGGGGCUAGACCCUUCUAUGGUCACUGUUUUCAUCGAUGGGUUCUACGACGAGCCCGCGUCGAUAGCCAAGCUAUUCAACUUGAGGGUUGACGCGCAUGCGCCAAUUAGCAAGUUAAACUCAAGGAUUGCUCAGCAUUACAAAAAGAGCUUGACCACAUCGUUCGCGAGGUUUCCUGAUGCGCAGUACCUGGUGAUACUUGAAGAAGAUCUGGAUAUCUCAGUCGACAUCCUCACCUACUUCCAGCAAAUGCUACCGAUCCUGGAAACGGACGAAAGCUUGUUCUGUAUCUCUGCCUGGAAUGACCAGGGAUACGAACACUCCUCACACGACCCGUCCAUGAUGUACCGCCUAGAGACUAUGCCAGGCUUAGGGUGGGUGUUGAGUCGCAAGAUCUACAAGGGAGAGCUGGAGGCUAAGUGGCCCAAGCCAGACGUGUUUUGGGACUGGGACAUGUGGACGAGGUCCCCGGACCAGCUUAAAGGCCGCGAGUGUAUCAUUCCUGACGUGUCAAGGACUUACCACUUUGGCGCCAAAGGGCUGAACAUGAACCCGUACUUCCAAGACGCCUACUUCACCAAGCACGCAUUCAACAGGCAACCCAACGUCAAAUUUAACGCGGAAAUCAUGCGCAAAGACAAUUACGAGAAAGAGAUACAUCGACUGAUAACGUCGGCAACCCUAUUAGACCACGACACCACUCCCUGUGCUAACCCGAAAUCCUUCGUCCCGGAUACGAAGGAGAAGACAUAUGUGUUCUAUAUCGCGAUGAAACAGCACGGAGACUGGAAAACGUGGAAUAACGUGGCAAGGUGCUUCAGGAUGUGGGACUUGGACGUACGCGGAUUUCACAAAAGCAUGUUCAGAUUUUGGAUUAAAGAGAAUCAUAUCAUCGUGGUGGGCUGUCCGUCAUCUCCGUACUGUGUACAUAAGCCCGCAAAUAUAAGUCCCAUCAGUAUGCUGAAGACAGAAAAAAGGCCUGCAGACGACUGAAUGGAGCGAUAUCUACGGAAUACUUUUCAAAUUAAUUGAAAACCCAUUUUGGUUAAAACCUGAUGAUGCAAUACAAAUGAUGGUUACUGGAACCAAGCGAAACGUAGGCGAGGGAAGUAGACUGCGGUGAUUCAUCAAACAAGGGGGGAAGGAAGGUGUACUAACAAUCAGGAACGGCCUUAGACAACGGCCUCGGACAAAAACGUAUUCCGGCGAAAGAUUUUCCAGCAACUUCUUUUACCUAUUUGUAUAAUCUUGUGCUUUUGGUCAUACGCAAGCGCCGAUCCGCGCAUCCGGUGAAACAUACUUGUUGCUGCUCAUUGCAAGAUGGCGGGUGAUACGUAGAACACUACAGUGUUUGUUAUCAGUCAAUUCGAAACAAAUUUUCUUUUUAUGUUUUAUUGCACAGAAUCGCUCACAGCGAAAUGACAUUCAUUUUUGUCUUUUAUCGCUAUCCCGAUUGAUUCAUGAAAAUAUAAUAAUAAAGAAUCGAUCCUGUUUGAUUUUGGUCAAACAUUUUUGACGUUAUGUUUUUGAUCAACUAGGAUGGCCAAUAACGGCACACUUUUUGUAAUAAAGAAGAAUUUUCGUUUUAUCAAAGCUUGCGUGUGAAAGGUCUUUCUUAGAUUUUGGCUGUAUUCUAUUUCUAAAGCGCCAUAUUUUGCGAUUCUAAAAGAAAGUCAAAAUUGAAUUUCAGAUCUGGUAACAUUUAAAGGGAUCUUCAUUGUAAACAAUAAUAGCAACCAAGGGUGACGGAGCAGUUUGUAAAACUAUUUUUUUGGCAAAGGCUACGAUGAUUUUAUAACAAAGUACGUGAGCUUUUUUUAUUACAAAGUGCGUCGUUACAGCGUGUGAGACUCUACACGUCAAAUCGAUUAAUUAAUGAUUUUUGAACGCUAUAUUUAGGUUUGAGACCCCCACACCCGAUGCCUGUGCCAAGGAAAAUGUGAUGCUCCUAAGAAAUUCUAGUUUGAGUAGCUUACGAGAGGUUUAAUAACAGCAUUUUAUAUAACCUAAGAACACAAAACAUCUUAGAUUGUGUGCAUAUAGCUUGCUUUUGUUGUUCUGGGCACAAAAAAUGUGAUAUGCACGUGCGUGACUAAACAAAGAAAAACAAUGUCGACCUAGGUA